CAGUGGUGAUGUGACGUGAAUGGAGAGUGUAUGAGCUGCUGGGUGAAUGCCGUCACUCCACCAUACACUUCACCACACACUCCACACACUCUUCAGCAGCUGAGAUGGGGGUGAACUCGGGUCUGUUCUGUGUUCUUCUGCCUGCACUGUUCUCCUGGCUGUGUGUAAGUGUUGUGGGGGCUAACAUUGUGCUGCUAAAUGGCAGUAUGUAUGGGAGUAUACAGUCUCCAAAUUUUCCAGAACCCUACCCGAAGGAAAGUGAGGUCCAGUGGAAUAUCAGCGUUCCUGAUGGACACCAGAUUCGCCUGUACUUUAUGCACUUCGACAUCGAGCCAUCUUACCUGUGCGAGUACGACUAUGUAAAGUUGUGCUCGGAGACUGAGGAGCUGGCGGUGUUCUGUGGCAGAGAGAGCACAGACACUGAGCGGGUUCCGGCUGAUGAUAUCAUCUAUUCUCCAGGGAGCACGCUCAGUGUAGCAUUCCACUCAGACUUCUCUAAUGAGGAGCGCUACUCUGGAUUUGAAGCACACUAUAGUGCAGUAGAUAUAGACGAGUGUCGGGACAGAAAUGAUGAAGAUCUGGCCUGUGAUCACUUCUGUCAUAACUACAUCGGUGGCUACUACUGCUCCUGCCGCUAUGGGUACCAGCUCCAUUCUGACAACAGAACCUGCAAAGUGGAGUGCAGUGAUAGUGUGUACACUGAGCGUUCUGGACAGUUCACCAGUGCAGAUUUUCCGAAGCCGUACCCUAAAAGCUCAGACUGUCUGUACCGGAUCGAGCUGGAGGACGGCUUUCUGGUCACUUUGGACUUUGAUGACAGCUUUGAUAUAGAGGACCACCCAGAGGUUACCUGUCCAUAUGACCACAUUAAAAUUCAGGCAGGAGAACGAGAGUUUGGCCCGUUCUGUGGGGAUCGCUCCCCUGGCAGGAUCCAGACAGGAAGUAACAUUGUGAGCAUCCUGUUCCACAGUGAUAACUCAGGAGAGAACCUGGGCUGGAAGCUCACCUACACUGCUACAGGCAGUGAAUGUCCAGUACCGGUGGUGCCCCUGAAUGGUCAUUUUGAGUCAUUGCAGUCUCAGUAUUUCUUCAAAGAGCACAUCACAGUGACUUGUGACCCUGGAUACUCGCUACAGAAGGAUGGAGAGGAGUUUGAGCAUUAUCAGCUGGAGUGUCAGACAGAUGGAACCUGGAGCAGCAGUUUGCCUCUGUGUAAAAUGGUGGACUGUGGUCUGGUAAACGUAUCUGUAGGAGAGGUGGUGUAUCAGAACUCCAGUAACAGUACCAUGUUUGGGUCCAGCAUUAUAUUCAGCUGCAGGAGUUCUCCUACAGAAAACAGUAUGGCCAAGUUUCAUAAGUUUCAUAUAAUCUUAUAUUUUUUGUUCUGUCCUUUCUGGUCCUCUCAGUGUCUGUUGUGUGUGUGUGUGUGUGUGUGUGUGUUUAACGAAGGCACGUACACCUGUGCUCAGACUGGUCUGUGGGUGAGAGAGGAUGGAGCCACACUGCCUUCAUGUCAGACAGCAGAUGUGGGAAAUGCCACACAGCCCCAACCUGAACCUCAGCAGCUCAGCCCAACGGCCAGGACACAGCCUGCAUGUGGCGAGUCAACCAGGCCCUUCCCAUCCCAGCAGAAGCGGAUCGUGGGUGGACGGACGGCACCUCCUGGUCUUUUCCCCUGGCAGGUUCUUCUCACUGUGGAGGACACUUACCGGGUCCCUGAGGUGCAGCGGUUCGGUAGUGGCGCGCUCCUAUCCCCGUCCUGGGUCAUCACAGCUGCCCACGUUCUCCGCUCUCAGCGCAGGGACUCGUCCAUCGUGCCCGUUGCCGCUGAACACGUACACACCACCUUGGGACUGACGAACAUCCGCGAGAAACAUCUGGGGGUCAAUCGCUCAGUGGAGAGGCUCAUCCUGCACCCACGCUUCAACCCGCGCAACUAUGACAACGACAUCGCCCUGAUCAGACUCAGCCAGGAGGUGGCGCUAAACCAGCUGGUGAGGCCCGUAUGCCUUCCUCCACCGUGGGUCAGAGGUCAUGCUCCGACUCCCGUCACUAACAUGCUGGGUGUGGUGGCGGGAUGGGGGAUCAAUGCAGCCAAUACCUCUGACUCAAACAGCGGCCUGACCUCUGACCCUGGCGCCAUGUCCGAGGUCCUGCAGUACGUGAAGCUGCCAGUGGUGGCGCAGGACGAGUGUGAGGCCAGCUAUGCCUCGCGCUCAGUUGUAUAUAACAUUACCGACAACAUGUUCUGCGCUGGAUUCUUUGAAGGAGGUCAGGACACCUGUUUAGGAGACAGUGGGGGGGCAUUCGUGACUGAGGACCCCCACAGCGGGAGAUGGGUGGUGCAUGGGCUUGUGUCCUGGGGUGGGCCUGAGGAGUGCGGGAGUCAGAGGGUGUAUGGGGUGUACACUAGAGUGGCCAACUACGCCCGCUGGCUGCACACACAGAUGGACACUGACAGUGCUCAGGUGGUGAGGGAAGGAGGUGCGGAGUGAGACUUUCUUUCACACUUGUACACUUGUACGCAAAUCAGAAAAAGUUGGUACAGUACAAUGACUCAGAAUCGUACCCUGCGCAAGGUGCGUCGUGCUGCUCAUUGCUAUCUUACACACCGUCAACGCUCUCUUCCCCUGCAUCAUUUAAAUACCAAAGACGCUUAUGAAGAUAUCUACACCAAAGAGCGUGUUGGUCUGGAAAUGAAGUGUGUUCAAGGAAAUUUCUGGCUUAUUGCUAUCAUAUUUCUAUCCUGGCAGUGGAAACACAGGUGCGCCACAGUCUGAUUUGGACCCUGAGAACAGUCAAUCAUCAGCAGUGCACAAAUACAACGUUACAUCAACAAUAAACAGGUAUAUAAACUAAAAUAACAUUGCUGUUCCUGAAAAAUGACCAGCUCACACACCUUCACAAAGUGAACGAGCAGGUCUGUUUUCUCUGCUGAGAAGUGUUGGACAUGUCCAGGUAGCUGCACUGUUAAAAUACCAAUCCACCAAUCAUUAUGUUGUCCUGUUCAUCCUGCAAACAUGUCUUAAGCUGUGCAAAAGUACAAGAGUGCCGUUGUUAGAUUUUUUGUUGCAAAAUUCUACACACAUAUUUUAUACAGGGAACAGGUCAGCACUGCAGUCAGGGCAGUUCUUUGUUAUGUGUGCAGUAU
Molecule: messenger RNA, 3151 nt
Organism: Astyanax mexicanus (Mexican tetra)
Lineage: Eukaryota; Metazoa; Chordata; Actinopteri; Characiformes; Acestrorhamphidae
Gene: masp1
Product: MBL associated serine protease 1
Exons: 11
Coding region: 105-2495 (796 amino acids)
Biological process (GO): zymogen activation; complement activation
Cellular component (GO): blood microparticle; extracellular region
Molecular function (GO): calcium ion binding; serine-type endopeptidase activity
Source: RefSeq, a predicted model, not a curated record